This is a messenger RNA of Bolinopsis microptera, 3741 nucleotides long. RefSeq names its product endosome/lysosome-associated apoptosis and autophagy regulator 1-like. Bases 7 to 1326 code for a protein of 439 amino acids. The transcript has 15 exons. The record is from RefSeq and is a predicted model, not a curated record. NCBI's taxonomy places the organism in Eukaryota, Metazoa, Ctenophora, Tentaculata, Lobata, Bolinopsidae.
GCAGACAUGCGGAAUCUUCAAACGACGUUAAUAUUCCUACAAAUCAUCUCGCUAUCUCUCUGUGGUUGGUUACCAGUGAAACGUGAGGUGGAAAUAGAGUGGGAUUCUGAGUCGAAACCUUUAGAAAUUAAAACUAAUAGUGUGCUGGGGAGUGGCGAUAAGGUGUUUGUGUUCUUCUACUCAGCUGAGGGACCGCUUUCAGGAGGAGUCGUCCUCUACUUCAGCUCUACUCCACAAUACUGGAUCCCCUACUGCAGCUCAACCUCCACUAACUUCCCUGUUAAACCCCCCUCUACUAUUAACAAGGUGUGGAGUAUCACUCUAACCAGAACUGCAGGUGUUAGACUAGUGAUACACUGUAACGAGGUAGAGGUGCUCAACAUACUGAUCUCUCAAGCAACGUGUAGUAGCAGUGGCUGGAGCACGUACUGGACCGGAUACGUGGCAAAGAUACAGUUCCAUUCCUCCGACACAGCAUCUGAUUACUACAUACCACAACCAGAGCCGUGUGGAGAAGGAACAUAUCGGAAUGAUGCUAUGACAAGCUGUGAGACAUGUGACGCUGGAUCGACACCAAACUCUGAUAAAACAGCUUGUGAGCCAUGUCCAGCUGGAAGCUACAAGAACAUUGAGAUGAACACAUGUGAAGAAUGUCCUGAUAACACGAUCAGUUCAGAAGGAGCAGCCUUGUGUACAGCUUGUGAACUUGGCCAGGAACGAAACUCAGCGAGAACAACAUGUGAGCCGUGUGGAGAAAAAACAUAUCGGAAUGAUGAUAUGACAAGCUGUGAGACAUGUGACGCUGGAUUGACACCAAACUCUGACAAAACAGCCUGUGAGCCAUGUCCAGCUGGAAGCUACAAGAACAUUGAGAUGAACACAUGUAAAGAAUGUCCUGAUAACACGAUCAGUUCAGAAGGAGCAGCCUUGUGUACAACUUGUGAACUUGGCCAGGAACGAAACUCAGCGAGAACAACAUGUGAGCCGUGUGGGGAAGGAACAUAUCGGAAUGAUGCUAUGACAAGCUGUGAGACAUGUGACGCUGGAUGGAAACCAAACACUUACAAAACUGCCUGUGUGAGCUGUACGGGACUGAAGGCUGAGUGGAGAACUGCGAUCAGAACAACAACACAGUUCCCAGUAGUCCCAGGAACCGUGGUGGAAGUGAAUUGUGUUGAAUCCAGAGCUCUCAAUAAAGGGAGCAGCGAGGUGACCUGCACCUCAGGAACGGAAUUUAUUUUCGAUUUUAAUGAACCCGAGUGUAUAAAUACAGGUAUUGUAGAAGCGGAUAUGCUAAAUGACCAUAGCAUCACUACAAAAGGAUAACUAAACUCUUCAUACAACCAGGGUAGUAUCAGCAUAACCGACGAAAGGGGGUAAAAUAAUGUCGUAAGGGGGAGAGUUGGUUAAUGGUUAUAUUACUAUAGAAAACUGAUUUAAUUUAAUCUUACAGUUGAUGGGCUAUGACAAAUGGCUCAGAUGAUACUGCAAUCUAACUUAGAUAUCCAAAUAAGAAAAUGUAUGUUUGAGUUUUCCGGGUGGAAAAGUAUGACAGCAGAAACCCAGUACCCACAAGUCCCCAGAAAAGUUAUCGAGGUAACCUGCUCUGAGAUCUCAACACAACAGCAUUUGACAAAGCAAAAUAAAAUGUAAAAUCAAUUUAAAUUCAAAAAUUUAACAAAGAAUGCAUUUUCAUUAUAACACAGUAAAACGCUUUGUUUCAUAAAUAUAUUAAAUUUAAACUAAAACACUGAGAGAGAUGUACGUAGAAUCCAGCUCAAUGUUACAACAUAAACCAUUGAUGAUAUAGUUUAUCAAAUAUUAGAAACUAACCGCGAAUCCGGUGAUUUCCAUUUCAAAUGACAAAACCAGAAUAUCUUAAUAAGGUCUAAUGAUAAUCUAUUCCUAUCUCAAGUUAUUAAUUAACAACCCCAGGAACAAAGACGAUGAUGUAUAAAGUCUAUACGAAUGUCGACAGAAUAGAGAUGAACAGGAAGAAAGGGAGAGAAUAUCAGCUCCAAUUAAUUUAUGAGAAUUCAAGAAUACAGAUUACAGAAACGAGCUUCAUGGCAUUGAUAAGUGAUGAAUACCUUGAAAAAGACACAUAUAACUCCAUCACUACCCUUACUCAGUAGGAACGAACCAUUCAACUAAAAAGACAAAAUGUGAAUCCUUUGUUGACCAUUUUAUGAGCUGUGAGCAGUAAGUGCAAGAAGCGGAGGAUUACUCUAUUCGUCGAAAUCUUUCAAAAAACUGCUCAAUCAAUGUCCAAAAAAUUUUAACAUUAUUAGGCUUAUAUUAAUACUUCUCAUACAAAGUUACAACAAAGUCUUCAUGUUGUGUAUCCUGAGUUUGAACAGGAUAAUAUUACCCGCUUAAAAUAUUUCCAUCGCGUUACAUAAUACUCAAUAAAUGUAAUAGAUUUGUAGUGUUGUAAUUAGUUUUGAACUGCUGAAGUUUAUCCAGCCCUAAUAUAUAACAACCUUAGAAAAGCAAACUUAUUUGCCUUCGUUUUUAUUUUUUAAACCUACUUUCAGCUUUUAUCAGCAGCUACAAUUACGGUACGUACCUAUACUUAAUACGUAGAAUCUAGUUAAUUGUAAUUUGUAAUAACAUACACCAUUGAUAGCUUGGUGAUAUUGUCUAGCAAAUAUUAGAAACUGACUGGAAAUCCGGUGCUUUCCAUUUCAAAUGGCAAAAGCGAGAAGAUCUUUAUAUCGUCAAUUAAUGAUAAUUUACUUUUAUUUUAAGUUAUUAAUAACCAACUCCAGGAACGAAGACGAAGCUGUAUAAAGACUAUACGAAUGUUCAACAGGAAGAAAAAGAGGAUAUCAGCUUCAACCAAUUAAUGAGAAUUGAAGAAUACAGAUUACAGAAACGAGCUUCGUGGCAUUGAUAAGUGAUGAAUACCCUGAAAAAGACACAAAACUCCAUCACUACCCUUACUCAGUAGGAACGAACCUUUCAACUGAUAAAAAAAUGUGAACCCUUUGUAAACCUUUUUAGGCAGCUGUGAAUAAAUCUAGGAACGAGCCUCAUGAUAUAGGAAUAAAGAUCACGAGAAAAGACACAGACCUCCGCCACUGUGAGAUACUGCUGUAACCAGACAUUUCAAGCUAUCUUAAUGGGCAAUUUCACUAGUAUCAACCUACCACUGAAGAUGACCUUUACUCAGCAGGAACGAACCUUUCAACUGAUAAAAAAUAUGAACCCUUUCUAAACCUUGUUAGGCAGCUGUGAAUAAAUCUAGGAACGAGCCUCAUGAUAUAGAAAUGAAGAUCACGAGAAAAGACACAGACCUCCGCCACUCUGAGAUACUGCUGUAACCAGACAUUUCAAGCUAUCUUAAUGGAAAAUUUCACUAGUAUCAACCUACCACUGAAAAUGGUAAACAUUGUACACCGUACCGAACAGCAGAACCGGUGUCCCUUUUGACAUUUUAAGAAAUGCAACCGAUUGAUAAAUGGAAUCGGAUUUUUUUGAGAGAUAACUUUAAAUCAUUUUGAACGUUUUUAUAAAUCGGCAUUCACCGAGAAAUUUAGAGAUUUAUUUUGAAAUUUAAAAUAUAAAUGUUGUGUGGAGUGUGAUUAUUUUCUUUAAUGUGUAUAUUAUUAUUGAUAUUAUUAUUUAAGGUGUAUAUUUUUAACUGAUGUUUUUUAAAAUAAGAAAUUUAAAUAAAUUUUAUUUUACAAUUUACAUUACUUUUUUAAAGUACUAAUUUAAAACCACAUAGUUGUAUUA